AUGAGUCCGGAAAUAGAAACAAAUAGGACUGGCUGGGGGACAGGGAAUGAGUCCCAUCCCUCGGAGCUAGUCGAAGGGGGUCGUCUGAAUAAGACCGUCAGCGUCCAGGAGCUGCGCAACGCAGUGCCGGGCUAUUGUUUCCGGCCCUCACUCUUCUGGUCGACCUUCUAUCUCGCCCGCGACCUGACGUAUUCGACGGUCUUGCUUGUUGGUCUAUGCCGCCUGUGGCAGAUGCAAGAGGUGAACGAGUCGCGGCUUCUCUACUAUCUUAUUGUCAAUUUGUAUGGCGUGUGCCAGGGCGUUAUCUGGACAGGAGUGUGGAUUAUCGCCCACGACUGCGGCCACGGAGCCUUUUCGGCCUCAGGUCUGGUCAACGAUCUUGUUGGGUUCGUCCUGCACUCGAGCCUGCUGGCGCCAUAUUUUUCCUGGAAGUCUACCCAUCGCCGCCACCAUAUCUAUGCCAACCACAUUGACAGAGAUCUCAACUACGUGCCUCCGCAGCGGGCAGAGUACGCCCGCAAGAUUGGCCGCGCAAUCGAGAUGCUGGAUGAUAUCGGCCAGGAUGCGCCGCUAGUUCUUUUCCUGCGCAUUCUGCUCCAGCAAGCCAUCGGCUGGAACUGGUAUAUCUUGUCGAACAUCACCUGUCCACCGUCCGCCGUCGUCCGGCAGGGCAUGUCGGCGUGGCGCCACAGCCAUUUCGACCCCUUUGGCGCGCUGUUCCGCGACUCAGAACGGUUGGCCAUCAUCAUGUCCGAUCUGGGCUGUCUUGCGACCAUCGCUGUGCUGUAUAGGCUGUCAAAAGUGUUUGGUGUCGCCACCGUCUUCUGGGCCUAUAUUGUCCCCUGGACCUGGACGAACCACUGGAUAGUCAUGAUCACAUACCUCCACCAUACCCAUCCCUCCGUGCCCAAGUACACGGCCGACUCGUGGACCUUUCUGCGCGGUGCGACAGCGACCAUCGACCGCGACUUUGGCAUCAUCGGCACUCACUUUCUGCACCACAUCUCGUCCGACCACGUCACACAUCACCUCUUCUCCCGUAUCCCGCAUUACUACAUCCCCGUCGCGAGCCGGGCGAUCGUCCCGCUGCUCGGGAAGCACUACCAUGGGCGCGGUCGGUUCCGCUAUCAGGAUCUCAAGCUUGCCUUUCGAGACUGUCAGUGGGUGGAAGAGGACGUGGUCAAGGACCAGGCCUUGGGGCUGCGUACAAAUGGCGACCCGGAUCCUCACCACACGGCGCUCUGGUAUCGUGGGGGGAUCUCCCCGUCACCAGAGUACAAGAGGCGAGUACAUGACAAGAUGGAUGACUAG
Messenger RNA from Penicilliopsis zonata CBS 506.65, 1311 nucleotides. RefSeq lists its product as hypothetical. Lineage: Eukaryota; Fungi; Ascomycota; Eurotiomycetes; Eurotiales; Aspergillaceae. Gene Ontology annotation, biological process: lipid metabolic process. The coding region runs from base 1 to 1311 and encodes 436 amino acids. The record is from RefSeq and is a predicted model, not a curated record. The transcript is spliced from 3 exons. Gene Ontology annotation, molecular function: oxidoreductase activity.